Messenger RNA from Phoenix dactylifera (date palm), 1617 nucleotides. RefSeq lists its product as uncharacterized. Lineage: Eukaryota; Viridiplantae; Streptophyta; Magnoliopsida; Arecales; Arecaceae. The record is from RefSeq and is a predicted model, not a curated record. Gene Ontology annotation, biological process: response to endoplasmic reticulum stress.
AUUUGUGGCAUUUACGGGGACAUUCUAGUCCAAAUAAUCCUGUGAGGGGAGGACAGUCCCCGGCCCUCGUUUCCUGCUCUGUACGGUGUGGUCCGUGGGAGGAGAAAAAGGGAGAGAUGGUUCCUUGCCUUUCCUUCCCCUUUGUCCCUUCCCAUCCUGCCCCAAAACCUAGGGUGUACAUCCGUCUCUACUGAUUUGAUCUGGAAGCUCUCCGAUCCGAGAUCGUUCCUCCCGGGUCUCUUUAGUUAAGCUUUUGCAAAGAUGGACAAUCUCUGGCAAUUAGGGAAUGAGUUCCGAGGCCAAUCGAAGGUCUUGGAGGACCAUCAGUGGUCCAUUAUCACUUCAAAACUGGCUGAGCUGACAAGGUCAAAGCCUGAGCGCAUGAACAACCCUGAUUAUACAAGGAACCCUGUUGAAACAAAACCAUGGGACAAAUUGGGCUUUCAGGAGGAUAACAAAUUUGAGAAUCUCAAUCCUAGUCUUAUGAAUCUGAAUCUCAAGAUGAAUGAGGCAACAGUGAAGAGUCCCUUCCGUAAUAAUGUUUAUAACAUGAACCCAUUGUACCAGAAAAGCAACACUAACAGUGUCAACAGUUUCAAGAUGAACGCUGGGAUCAACAAGUAUGCUAGUAACAUUAGUGGCAAAGAGGUCAACAAUCAUAACAGCAGCAACAGCAACAAUAAUAGCAGCAAUAGCGGCAGCAGCAACAACAAUAAUAACAAUAAUGCUGCUGUUGACAAGCGAUUCAAGACAUUACCUUCAACGGAGAUGCUACCAAGAAAUGAAGUUCUUGGUGGUUAUAUCUUUGUGUGCAACAAUGACACCAUGCAAGAAGAUCUCAAGCGACAGCUGUUUGGCUUGCCUCCAAGGUACCGUGAUUCUGUCCGGGCAAUUACUCCUGGGUUACCUCUUUUCCUGUAUAAUUAUACAACUCAUCAACUUCAUGGGAUAUUUGAGGCUGCUAGUUUUGGGGGUUCAAACAUUGAUCCAACAGCUUGGGAAGACAAGAAGUGUAAAGGAGAGUCUAGGUUUCCUGCUCAGGUGAGGAUCCGUGUUAGAAAACUCUGCAAGCCUUUAGAAGAGGAUGCUUUUAGGCCAGUUUUGCAUCAUUAUGACGGUCCAAAGUUUCGACUUGAACUCUCCAUGACGGAGACUUUGUCGCUACUGGACUUGUGCGAAAAAGAAGGCAUCUGAGUCUAUAUAGGGGGAGAUGAUCUGUUUGAGGCUUCUGGCGAUGUAGUAGAUAUAUGCAUAUGCAUGUUUUUGGGGUGUAGGUCAGCUUUGCCUUCUCAUAAGGUUUUCAGUGAAGCCCAAGCUUGAAAGGUCUGCGACUUGGGUUGUAUUUCCAAGCAGAAGGAUCUGGUGCUUUGAGGGCCACGAAGGUAAGAGCCAGUCAGUCCAGUUUCUGAUACCUUGGAAAUGCAAGUGUUACAUAUGUAAGUAGGAUUCCUGAGUGAAAGGAAUAGAACCCUGUAAUCUCUCUGUCAUGAUACUCCAAAAUGAGGCUAGUGCAUGGGAACUGUAUUGCCGCUGCUGGUCGUUUAGUGUGUGUCUUUCUUUCUGGACAUAUGGUAUUUCUGGAUGCAACUGCUGCAGAUAUGUUGUCUCUUUUUUGUU